UGCAAAAGAGCUUGUCUGGUUAUGAAGAAGACAUCCAGAUGCGUGCUCACCUUAUUUUAAUUCCCACAACCUCUUUCCAUCCACUGAAUUCCAACAGCUUACUUCAAAACCUGGUUCAUAAGCCCAGGGAUACCACUUCCAUAUACCUUUUGUAUUCAACCCCUCCUCUCCAACAAAACCCUAGAAAUCUCUCCCAUCCUCUUCCUAAAUGCUACUCCUACUUCCAUUACUACAAUGGUUGUUGAACUUGGCCUACUUUCAUUGACCCAACACGAGAAACUGGCUGACCAACAUUCAAAUCCUGGCUCCAUUACCAGCUCGUGGAUGUGGAACCCCAGGCGAGCCGAAGAAGAUGAUGAUUCAUGGGAAGUACGGGCCUUCGCCGAAGACACUGGCAAUGUUAUGGGCACCACAUGGCCUCCACGCUCCUACACUUGCACCUUCUGCAGGCGUGAAUUCCGGUCAGCUCAGGCACUCGGAGGCCACAUGAAUGUGCACCGCCACGACCGUGCCAAACUCCGCCAGUCAUCACUUGGCUUUGAUCCAUCGUCUUCAUCCGCCUCUUCUCCCUCUCUCAUUUUCCCAACUCAAGAAUUUGUCACAACAAGCGGGUUGUGCCUUUUAUACCCUUUCCUAGCCCCUAAUGCUGUUUUUACACCGAUGCCGGUGAAUGGUUGCUUGAAUUCUCCUUCUACUCUCCUCUCUAUCUCACCUUAUAUGGCAAACAACAUGAUAUCAUCAUGUUCACCUUCACCAUCUAUUGAUCUUCCCAUGAUGACAGGCGUCGGUACUUCGGUCUGUAACUUGGGCAAUGAAGAAACCCUAGUCCCAGUUGACGGCGGCGACGAUGAUGACGACGAUGACGACGAAAACAACAACAAGAAGAAGAAGACUGAGUUGGCUGUUGAAGAAAUCGAUCUAGAGCUUCGGCUGGGACAACGGCCAUCGCCACAGUAAAACGGAAUCUAUGUGGUAAUUUCUAGAUACAUAUAUUGAAUCAGUGCUUAUUGUUCUUGAAAGUGUUUUCCAAUAGUACUGCAUAAGAUAAGACCAGUUCUUGUAGAAUAGUGUAAGCUGAUCUUCCACUGUUGAUUCUGUCUGUAAUAGUUUUGAUGGAAGUUGCUAUGGCCUGAUAAUACUGGCCAUGUGAAGAGAAGGCCAGUUUGUAAAAUUAAUAAAACUUAUGAUGAUGAUGAUGAUGAUAAGGGCCUGGUUUAUGUGCAUACAUUGUACAGGGGAAG
Messenger RNA from Magnolia sinica, 1241 nucleotides. RefSeq names its product zinc finger protein 10. The coding region runs from base 235 to 957 and encodes 240 amino acids. The transcript has a single exon. The record is from RefSeq and is a predicted model, not a curated record. NCBI's taxonomy places the organism in Eukaryota, Viridiplantae, Streptophyta, Magnoliopsida, Magnoliales, Magnoliaceae.